CAAACCUUCUGUCGACGUUAUUCAUUUGGAGCUCCAAUUUUGAGACUCUGAGAAAUACGAUCGAACCGAUUAUGAUAGUUAUAUAUAUAUAUAAAUAUAUAUAUAUAUAUAUAUAUAUAUAUGUGUGUGUAUGUAUAUCUAUAUAUUAUGUAUAUAAAAUGAGGAAGGAUAAGAGCGGUCGAUUGGUCUUGUAAGUGUUUACGACCAUUGAAUAAUCGUCAUAGAAAAGUUUAAUAUCUCGGACUAAGUCGAAUAUCGCAGAGGAACGAUUAGGAAGGAUGAUUUUUCUUAAAUGCACGGAUCGUGGUUGAAUAAUCAUUAGCGUAGUAAAGGAUCCCUUUUGAAUAUCAGGAUGCUAUUUUUAUCGGUGGAAACCUAAAUACCGAAUAGCACGCUCUCGUAGAGGUGCGCGCUUACGUCUAUGUAUGCGUGUAACACGUACACGCUGACACACAUUUUGCUUUUCUCAAUUGACAGUUGAGUCGAUCUCGUUUAAAGUAACAAUGCGCGUUGGCGUAUCUUCUUGAACUCUUAUACAUAAAUUCAAUUCUAAGAAUGUAAUCAUCCUACGAUAAUCGUUCAAUCGUAAAGUUAAACAUUUGUUAGAAAAUGAAAAGCACUCCUCGAUCUUAGGAUAGUUUUAAUCUUUAAGUAUUCGAAUAGACGUAUAUGCAUGCAUGCAUGUAUGUUGUAUGUAGUAUGCAAGUGCCGUCCGUUCGAGCUCGGAUUUCAAAGUACCGCCGGCAGUAUGCUUGAAACCGUAUAUGCUUAGUAGCCUUGAUCCUUUCACCGUUAUAAACCGAUUAUUGGACUUUGAUAUUUACUAUUUUAGACGGGACGUAUAUGAGCGCGCGAAUAACUUUUCAUAAAUGAAAUAAUAUCGAUAAGGAAAAGGUAAAGGUUAAAAAGUUAAAGCCGUAAACACCCAGUAAGUAGAUCUUCCUCCUUUUAGUCAGACAAGAGAAAAGUUGGAAGAGGAGGUUAGAGUCGUAAGAGGAAGAGGCGCGCUUUUUAAAACUUUAUAACACGAUGAUUCCUCCUUUUUGACCGAUUCGCAGCGUUAAUUCGUCGUUCGAAAUUAAAGAUAAUCGUAGUUGUUAUUUCGUGGUGUCAACGUUGUUAUUAUUAUUGCAAAAGGGGGAUGUAGGAGGUCGAUGACGACGGGGCCAUCGUACACCAUCGUCAUGGCUCGUUCGUAUCGCGAAACGAAACCGUUUUGGAUCGUGGCACCUACCGAGAAUAACGAGAUACAAUAAUAUAACGUGAUUCACACACCAGGAUACCGUAUUAGUACACCGUGUGACGUCAUAGUGGAGAACAUCAUCCUUAACCGCGUCACGCACCGCUAAACCCGACCUUCGUCCGACUAUACCUACUUAAGCUUUCCUUUCGCAUUCCAACGACCUAUUGAAGAAAUGAGUUUCUCUCUCUCUCUCUCUCUCUCUCGCUCUCUCCCUUUAAAACAAGUCUCAAGUAAUCGAGUAAGACAAGAUCUUGUAAACUCUUUUUUCUCUUUCCUUUCCUUUUCUUUUCUUUUUCCUUUCUUUUCUUUUUUAUAUCAGCGAUAAUAAUAAAAAAAAAAAAUCCAUCUUCGUUGCCCCGUUUCUGUAAUCCCCCUACGCCAAUUCUACGACAAUCUAGUAUAUCUAUUUUCUAUACUUAAUACUCUCAUCAAUUUGGAAGUUUGCCUUUCUUUCGGAAGACAGAACUUUCACAAGACAGAUCGUAGAACGUGAAUUCGUAUAAAGAUAUGGGAGUCAUUAGGACGUCGGCCCUGAGGCUGGUCUGCCCACGCGACGGGUCUACGUGCUCUGCUAAAAAUAUCGAAAGCGCACCACCGAUCGAGUAUCGAGAAUGAUUUCGUACGCGCACGUGUUUCUUUCCCCUCCUCUAUAUACUCCGUAUACUACCGAUCAUCGGUGACGAGAACGAGUGAUAUCUCUUCUUGAUCCUGCCAUUGUUCUCUUUCUCUCUCCCUUUUUUCUUUUUUAUCUUCCUCUUGUAUAUAUAAAAACAAAAAAGAAAAUGAGAGAAUUAAAAAAAGAAGAGGAGAGAAAAACAAAGAAAAAAUCGAUACUUCGAUGACUCAUAUAAGUAGAUAAUUUUUAAUGGAGAAUUAAGAAAACGCUAUUCUUUAUUUCUCAAUGAAUAGUAAGAGCUUCAUUUCAGUGAAUUUUCUUAGUCUCAAGAUACGUUUCAGUUUCUCAACGACCCUCUAAGAUUAUUAAGUACUGUUAGACGACAAGUGUACGGUUCAAAAGUCGCGACGAUACGUUUAUGCAUUGCAUCUUGCUAGCCAGUAGUCGCGAACAUCAGAAAAAGACAGAUAGACAGACAGACAGACGGAGAGAGAGAGAGAGAGAGAGUAGAGGAGGGAGUGAAAGAUGGGGGAGAAGAAGAGAGGAGGAAGGGGUCCAACGGACGGGAAAAUGAACUCAGAGCAUGAAUGCAUCGCCUUCUAAAAUAUGCAGACGGCAUUGCGCUAUGUAUGCCAGUCGCUGAAACUCGCUAGGAAAGGAUGAGUCUUCCCGAUUUUCUUCUAACUCGUUACACGUGACACGCGGAAAUGCUUUCUCUUUGCCUGCCCAUUUUCCUUUCAACGCUUGAAACGAUCUCAAAGCGGGACAUUCAAAUCUACAUGCGUUACGUAUAAUUUGGUCGAAAAAAAAAGAACGUAGAAAAAUUGAAUAGUCAUAAAAAUUAAUAUCGAGAAGUCAGAAAUAUUUUAUCUAUUUGACUUAAACGGUAGAAGCAAUAAAAUCGAUGGCUCCUAGUUCCAAGGCAAAUGGCCAACCUUGGAAUGUUCUAGUCGCUCUUGCUGCCCGUAUCUAUUUUAUGUAUAUAUCAAUAGAAAAUACAUAAUAACGUGUGAAUUAUAGUUCGGUAGUCGAGUUGGUAAAAGCUCUCGACAUUGUUAAAUUAUAUAGAGUAACAUUAUUCGAGGUCUUUUCGUUUUUAGAAUGGUUCAAUGAAUUGCGAUAAAGAUCGGAUGUUCAAGUAUAAUAUUCUUCUGGUUGUAACAUAAAUAACAAGCAAGAUGGUCGUAGGCGAAGCUAGUAUACAUAAUAUAAUGGGAGGCAUGGAGAGUACAGGAGGAGUGCGUCUUCAUAAUCACAAGAGGAAAUUGAAGCAAAGGUUUGACAUUAUCAAGAAACUGGGCCAGGGAACUUAUGGCAAGGUCCAAUUAGGAAUUAACAAAGAAACGGGCCAAGAGGUAGCUAUAAAGACAAUAAAAAAAUGUAAGAUAGAGACAGAGGCUGAUCUGAUUCGGAUACGAAGAGAAAUACAAAUCAUGUCGAGCGUACAGCAUCCUAAUAUCAUUCACAUUUAUGAAGUUUUUGAAAACAGAGAGAAAAUGGUAUUGGUUAUGGAAUAUGCAGCCGGUGGUGAGCUCUAUGAUUACUUGAGCGAACGUAAAGUUUUGUCCGAACAGGAAGCACGAAGAAUAUUUCGUCAGAUAGCAACUGCAGUUUUUUAUUGUCAUAAACACAAAAUAUGCCAUAGAGAUCUUAAACUAGAAAAUAUACUUUUGGAUCAAAUUGGAAAUGCAAAAAUUGCUGACUUCGGCUUGUCAAAUGUAUUUGACGAACAAAGAUUAUUGAGUACAUUUUGCGGUAGUCCAUUGUAUGCAAGUCCCGAAAUAGUAAAAGGUACACCUUAUCAUGGACCUGAAGUCGAUUGUUGGAGCUUGGGAGUUCUUUUAUAUACAUUGGUUUAUGGUGCCAUGCCCUUUGAUGGGUCCAAUUUUAAGCGACUAGUCAAGCAAAUCUCACAGUCUGAUUAUUUUGAACCCAAGAAACCAUCUCCUGCUUCCCCUCUGAUUAGGGAUAUGCUCACAGCUUGUCCUGGUAGACGAGCAGACAUUGAAAAGAUUUGCAGUCAUUGGUGGGUAAAUGAGGGCUAUGAACAAAAUUGUCUCGACAUUGCGGAAGAUCUCGCUGCUCAAACACCCGUUCGACUUGACUUGUUACUAUCGUUAGUACCUCAAUCGGCUAGCGCAGAGAAAUUACUUGUAGGCGAUCAACAAACAAGCGGAGAUGUCGCAAAUAAUAUGUCUUCCGAAACGCUAGUACCUACGAGAUGUCACUCUGUUGGUAGUCUAAUGGAAUUCGAUCAAAAUAAUUCAGAUAGACGAAUAAGAGAAUUAUUUGAGGAAGAAAAUAGAGGAGGAGCAGCAGCAGCAGCAGCUACAGAUGCGAAAAGAAAAUUAGAAACUACGCCAUCGAUGGAUGAGACAAUUGCGGCGACCGUUAAAAAGAAAGAAAGAUCUAGAAGAAAAGAAAGAUCAGACGAAAGAGAGCCUAGAAUGUAUAGAUCAACGUCCAGGCAUCAUUCAGCACCGAUUCCAAACUCUAUAAUGGAAGAAACGAUGGAAGUGGAGCCUACAGCGAUUGUAACUGUUCCUACAAGUAAGACUGUUGAUUUAAAUAAAGUAGACGCGGCAGCUUGUUUAGAAUUAAUAGAAGAAUCUAAAGAAAAAUCACCUAGCAAGGAGAGAAGUAAGACCCCUGUACCUAUGGAGCAUGAACAAUUAUCCAAAGAAAUGUCUGCUAAAAAUAUUGAUAGAUUUUAUGAUACUAGUCAAAAUGAAAACAAGGAAAGUACGUUACAAGAGACGUAUUCAAAGGCGUCAGAAGAAAGUAAUCAUCAACAGGAAAUUGCUUCUUUAGAAAAGAAUAAAAGUACACAUGCAUUACCAAAUAAAGUAGCGUCAAGUAAGGAAUUAAACGAUACUUCCAAAAUAAAUGUGCCAAAUAAAGAUAAUUUAAGUAACAAAUUGGAAAUCGAUAAUUCGCUUCGCUCUGUUUCGGAAGAUAUGAAACAAAUAGACUCUAUGGAUAAAGAAAUUAAGAAGUUAAAAGAAAGAGCGUUGUCUCUUGAUUCUGAACUUGCCAACGAAGUAGAGGAUGUAGUUACGAAACCCGUCGAAAGACGGCGAUCGAAAAUCUUUGAAACUGCAGAGAAGUUCAAUCAAAUGACAUCCAGUUUAGAAAAUGAAAAACCGAAAAAGAUUUUCAUUCCUGGUGUUAAUGUUGGUGGUGCCAAGCGUGCCUUUGAACGCAAAGCAAGUCUCACGUCUGGUACCAGUCUUACACCAGUUAAACAUAAUGCUUCUAAAGUUAUUAUCGAUGUAGAUAAGAAAUCUGAAAAAAUUGAAGAUAAAUCAAAACUCGUUCAGGCUAGUGUAGAUACGGAGGAAAAGUCGAAUAAGCGAGAUGAAGCUAAGAAACGAGCAAUUGAUAUAAUAUCCGGUGCAAUUGGUAAGCCACCUGUGCUUCGAAAAGUUAAUGGUUCUCCACCGACCUCUCCUCAAAACCAAGAGUCUAAAAAGAUAGGAUUAAAGAUACCAGUAGGUCCAAACGAUAUUAGGGCUGCAACGGUAUCGGUAUCUACGCCAACUGAAACCAAAUUUUCAUUUGACAAUAAUUCCAUUUCGUCCGACAUUACUACACCUACUACAUGUGAAAUAUCCAAUAGUGAUAAUGCACAAGCCGAAGAGCCAAAGUUAUCCAGCAAAAUGGAAAUAACACUUAAAAGUGCCACUUUACCACGACCACGAAAAACGAGUAAAGCGGAAAUUACAUUGUCAGGGAAUAAGAUUCCAGAUACGGUUGCUUUUAAAUCAGAAGUGGAGGCUAAAAUCGAUGCUUUCCCGUCGCAGAAGUUAAGAACACAAAGAUCUGAAAUAGCAUUUCCCGUGGCUGCAGUAGUCCCACAGACAAAUAGAAGUUCUAGUCUAGAACCAGAAAUAAAACCAAAAGUUCAACCACGGGAAAGGAUUAUUCCUAUUCAGGUUGAGCCAGAUCAUCAACAUGUGCAACAAUCGCCUACUACUCCUCCCAAACCUCCGAUGCCACAGAGAUCUAUGUCCCAACGAUCAGGAUCUUUAUCUCGUCAAUCAACAGCAGACUCCGAUACCGACAGUGCUCUUGGUUCAACGAUAGGACCAGAACCAAUAAGAAAAAGCCCAAGGGAAUAUAUAAUUCCUAUUGCUGUAGAAGGUGGUGGCUAUGUUACACCCAGAUCUGGUAGUGUUGAGCCAGAAAGUAAAACUGGCACGCCAACUAGUACAAAUGCGCCAAGAUCUAGAUUCAGUAGACCAAGAAGAAUGAGUUCUCUUUUAUCUGAUGCUAGCGAAGAUGAAUCACCAUUUUCUACUUUACAUAGAGAUAGCGAAGAUCUUUUACAAAGGCAUAUGCACAGAUUGCGAAGCUCUCGGCCAUCUAGACAACCAUCUGAGCAUGGCGAUAGUUUAUCUUCCGGCGAAGAUGACGACGACGAUGGUUUCGAGCUAUUAACAGCUGAAAAUUUGUUUUCUACUUUAUUGUCUAGAGUACGAAGCUUGACACAAAGACUUAACGUUGAUGAUAGAGGCAGUAGUGGUUUUCCAAGUAGCCGAUUAUUGGGACGACUUGGAGUUAAUUCGCCACAAAAUUUUUGGAGUCAUAAUAAGCCAUUAUCAAGCCACGAGACCUACUUUGAAACAAGGACCGUGACAACGCGACUGUCCGAAUCGCAGUUCAAACAUUCUCUGAGCCGUGACACUGAUAUAUUUGGCAGAAAAGAUUCUACCAGUUCAAUAAAUCCUGGCUCUCCUAAUAGUCCGGGUUCUCACAACGCACCUUCUUCGAGGGAGAGCGUUUUUGAAAUUGGAAGCAAUACAUUACCACGAGAUAAAGUAGAACAUGAAGACAUAGAAGCGGAGACGGUACAAAUCAGAAAAGAGGCUCAAGAAUCCUUAGAACAGAAUUUUACUCCUAGUUUGGCACGAAGAUUAAGCAGGCAAUUUAUAGAACAAACUAGACAAUCAUUACCAAGAUCGUCGUCGAUAUCAUGCGAGAAGUAUUAUCAAUCUCCGACUAGGGAAAAUUUAAGUUUAAUAGAUACGGCCGAGGGUAUUAAAAGACAUUCUAGUUCAACUACGUCGGAUCAAACGGAAUAUAGAAGUAGAUCGGCCGAUAGAAAUAUUCGAAGAACUAAUAGUUUAUUGGAAGCCGGAAAUAAAGGGGAUAAACUAGAUUAUAGAUUUUCUAGAAGAAGUAUCAGUCUCUUUGACGACGACGAUAACUUGUUACCACUUCCAAGACAAGUCAUGACUCUUGGUAGAAAGUAUAAAGAAAUUGGAAGAUCGAAUUCUGGGAAUACUUGGAGAGAUACUUUUAGUGUUCAUAGAACGGAUAAAAUUCAAGAAGAAUCUCUAGAAGAUACAUCACAGUUGCCUAAGGAUGUAUUAAACAAUACGGAUAAUAAUCUAGAUGCUGGUUCGGUAUCCGAAUGUACUUCAGUAUCUAUAUGUAAUUCAAACACUAAUUUGGUCGAUACUACAUCUAGUAUAUCGAUCAAAUCUCGGGAUACAUCCCCUGCUGAUUCGUCGUCAAAUAUAAUUGAUUCUGGUAAAUCAUCAUACAGAAUGGAUUCGUCGAAAAAUUUUGAAAAUAGACUUUUGGCAGCAGAGAAUUUGAUAAAGGAAUCAAAAUUGAAAAAUUUAGGACCAUCGAAGUUCGAUCCCAAUUUAAAUUCUAAUUACAAAGAAACCGAUAAAUGCGACAAAGAAUCUUUAAGUUCAAUCUCGGAUGCACCUAACAUGACCAUAUCUAAGCGACGCAGUUGCAUUCCAAGUUUAAGAUUACGUUCGGGUUCCUUAACAAGGGAUCCUUGUAUAGAUAGUGAUAGGAGAAAAUCAUUUGCCGGAUCGCAAGGAACUCUUUCGAACAUUAGAGCAUUGUCGCCAGAAAAGUCUAUUUUAAGUAAAUUCUUUAGAGGUGGUAGCAGUAAAGAGAGUGAUUCAAAGGACAAAUCUCAGAAACCGAAGCAACAUCGAAUUUCACGCUUUUUACGGCCAGACUUCUUUGAUACCCCAAGGGAAGAAAGUAGAUACGUUAAAGAAAAAGAAGCGCAAAAGGCUGCGGAAAAUGAACGAAGAAAAUCUAGAUUCAUGAAAAAAAAAAGUGAAAAUAAAAGCGCGGAAUGUAAGCAAGAGACAAAGCAAGAGAAGGAAUUGAAGAAUGAGAUGAAUUCAUUUAAAAAAGAUAAGUCUGAUAUUUCAUCGGACGAUAAAUCUAAUAAAGAUGAUAAUACGAAAUUAAAAUUUGAAAGGCAAUCCUCAAGAAAUAGUUUUCUACAUUCUUUAGAAAAAAAAUUAGAAAAGUUUCGUGUAACGGAUGAAACACCCAAAUCUUCGUCCAAUGGUGGUCUCUUGAUCGAUCAAAAAGUAAGAGCUUUGAGAGAGAACUCAGCGCCUCCAUCAGAUUCUCUGUUCACAGAAUCAAAUUUGAUUAAAAGGGCAAUUAGCGUUGAGGAUAUGUCUUCGAAAGAAAAUUCUCUUAAUUCUAGAAAAAGUAGAGUAUCAUCUGUUCUAGGAUUGUUUAAAAGUUCUGACGUAAAACAAAAUUCAAACGCAAUCAAAUCGCAAAGUACUAUAAUGAGUAAGUUAAAGAAAAGUCCUCCUAAGCUUGUAAAAACGGACGUUUCUUCGACGAACGAGGAUACGUCAUCCACAAGUAAAAUUCCAAUGAAAAUGGUUAAAAAUGAUUCUAGAUUAAUUAAGAAACCUACAGAAGGUAAAAAACCUUUGGAUAAUUCUAUAACGGAAUCGAAAAAAUCGCAAUAUAAGGACAAAGUUAAAGAAAAAGAUAUAAGUUCGAAAGAAAGAAAAAUGUCUAAUGAAAAACUGUUAAAAACAAGUGGAGAGAAUGAAUCGCAAAUAGAUAAAUCAUCUCCAACAGAGAUUUCAAUUGACAAGGAAAUAGUUAAGAAAGCAAAUUCAGGUAAAAAGGAAGAUGACCCUAAGCUUAUUUCUAAUCCACCAGAAACUGGUAAAGUAAUGGACAAUGGUGCCGCAGAAGGAAACAUUUGUAAGCGAGAGAAGAAAGUGAUAAAGACGAAGAAGAACAUAGGAUCUGUAAAAAAGAUCGGCACUGGAAUUACGAAAGCAGAGAAAGAAGAAAAUGGCGAUAAGAAAACAUCCAAAAUCAGUAAAUUAAAGGAACCUGUGCAAAAGGAAGAGGCUGAAGGUACUAAGAAGAAAAAAAUUGUACGUGUCGUUAAGAAAGUAGUCAAAAAAUCGUCCGAAAAUUCUGAUAAUAAAUCGGAAGAAAAAGGAAAAGUUUUAAAAUCUAUCGUAAAAGGUAAUACCUCGCCUAAAAAAGAAAAAAGUCCAGAAGCUCCGGCGAUCAAUGCUGAUUAUUCAAACGAACGUAAUUCUGACUUACAAAAUUCAACGAAACUUACAACUAGCGAUAGUUCCAAUCAAGAAACACGAACAAAGCUGAAAGGAGAUCUUUCUUCUGUUGAUGCAAUAUCAAAUAAAUCAGAACUAAUGGCAUCUGGAAAUAAUUCAAGUAAAAGUCCCGAUUGUACUCAAAUAAAUGCUACGGACUCUGAUGUUACUCAAACGAAACAUACUGAUACACGAGGUAACAGAGGAAGUUUAAAGCUUGAUUUAUCUAAAAUACCUCAGCACACAUUCAGAAAUACCACCCCUAAAAAGGAAUCUCCGAAAUGUGAAUUGAUUAAAUCAAAUGUCAACGUGCUAUCUCAAUCUCCAAAAAUAAAUGAAACCAAUGCUGAUAUUUCUUCUGAAAAGUUCUUAGAUUCUUUAUCAAAAAUGACACAUCAUGCUACUAUCACUGGUAACAAAAUAAUUAUUGAUAAACCAUUGAGAGCUAAGGAUGUUGCUGAAUUGAAGAAAGAGGUCAAUGAAUGUGCAAGACUUAUUGAAAAUCAAAUAGAAUUACAUAAUGAUAUUGUGCCAUCUAACGAAGAUAUUGCCAUGAGAAAGGAGGAUGAAAUUAAUGCAAAAUUCCAUACUCCCCUAAAUAAUAUUGACGAAACUGAACCCGUAGAUGAAAAAGAUAUUUUCAAAGAUACAACGCAAUCUACCAACAUGAAUACUUAUGCAGACGAAGUGACUUCACCUGCCGAUGAACCGGACAGUUUUGAUUCUUGGUCGAUAUGUUCGGCCGAUAUGAAUCACACGCGAGCCGAUUUAAGUUCACCUACUUCACCCUCGUAUUCUCUUUUCUCGCGCGGAGAUCAGGGAGAAUCUGUAAUAGAUAGAAUACGAAGGAGAAGUUUUUAUUUAAGAUUUAAUGAUAGAAGAAGGCCUUCCUUAACAGUACCACCACCAGGAAUAACUUUACCAAGCAGCACAUUACCAAGAAAAUAUAGUUCUAGUAAUUCGAGAGACAGAGAUCGUAGUAAAUUGAAUAGUUAUCCUUCAUCCAAUAAAAAACUAAUGCAAAGAAGUUAUAGCCUACACAACGAAGACAUACCGUCAUAUAGAAAAUCACCGAUCGAUAAAGAAAAAUACACGGAUCUAGUGUCAUAUAACACAGAAAUUAAAACACCCACUGAACAUUAUAGUACCUUUUCACAUUCAACGUACGAUCCAUUACGAAAAUAUUUAAGAUCUCCGACAUUAGAAUUAUCUACAGCACAUAAAAGGUACCACAGUACAGACUUUAGUAUGGACGAUGAAUUAGGAGCAUAUAGAAAUUCUUCCCUGAAUUCUAUAUUAAAUAAUAAUCCAGUAGAAUUUUAUGGAAGUAGAAAUUCUAGUAUGCUACCGAGAAAAUACGGAUCUACUAUUACCUCCACAGAACCAAAGACAGUAGAAUAUUAUGAAGAAUUGUUGUCUCCAAGUAAUCCAGAAUAUCUAACAGUACGAAAAUCUCCAUUGUCCAAUGAAUACCUAAACAGAUCCGAAAAUGGUUAUUACAAUAUAAAUUCAGUUAAAUCUAAAUCAUGUAUAGCUAAAACAAAAACAGAAUCCACAGAAGAAAUUAAUAAAGAACUUGAAGAACGAGGAAGAAUAACAAGUCAAUGUACUAGUGAAUCCAAAAAUAUGCCUUCAACUUCAUCAGAUUUGCAAUCAAUUAUUCAUAAUACUGAAUAAAGGAUUAUUAAUAAUAUGAGGAACAAUAGAGAGAGAAAGAAAGGAGCAUCCUUCUAUAUUAUAUAUUUUUAUCCAGUCAAAAAGUAUAUUUUUCAAUUGCUGUAUCCAUCUAUUUGUGUCUUAGAUUUUUACAAUAAUCCAGAAUGGAAGUAAUUUAUGCGAUAUUUUAGAGAAAUUUUUAUUAGGCUUUUAAAUAUUUCAUGGAUAUAUGAAUCAGUACCAACAAUGUUAAGUUUUAUUUGAAUAUAUUAUAAAUACAUGCUUUCACGUUUAACAUAUAUUAUUAUUUCGAGCAUAAAUUCUGAAAGAGUAAUAAAGUACUAAACUUUAUAUCAUCCGUGUAAAGUAAUGUAUCAAACUUAAACGUGAAAGCAAUAAUUAAUGUUAUAAUGUUUUUAUAUAACAAGUCUAUUUUAAGUAAUUUUAUCUAUAUAUUUCAAGCUUCUUUGUAUGAUAAGAGCUCUGUUGCAAAGACAAUAUACAUGAUGAAGUAACAAGAAAGAAAUAUUGUUAAAUGAAAUGAAAUUGUCGCGCGUGUUUAAUUAAAAUAUUUUCGAAUGUUAUCUAUUCUCUCUUUUAUUGCAAGUACGAUUAUGUGGUUACAUAAAUUUAUCAUGAAUGACAUGAAUGUUAUAUUAAUCAUUUAGUUCUUAUAUUUCUUGGUAGUUGUGUCAAUAUUUGUGUUUUACCUUUUUUUUUCUUUUCUUUUUUUUUUUUUUUUUUUUUUUUUUUUUUUUUUUUAUAAUAGCUUUAAACAAAAAGCUAUAUGUAUACAAUCUAUAUAUUUAAUGCUUAUAUUUAUCAAAAAAGUGUUAAGGCACACUAACAAAGUAUCUUUAUAGAAUGAUCAAUUUCUCCUUCUUUUCUGCAAAAAAAAAAAAAAAAAAUCAAUUAUGUGAUUGAUAACAUAAUGUCAAAAUGCAAAUAGAAUUAGCAUAGCAUACAACUGCGUUCUUACUAUGAAAAUUCCAGCAUAUAGUUUAUCAAUACAAUUGUACUGUAUAGCAUACAUAUAGCAUUGUGUUUCCCAAAUAUAGUGACAUUGUUUUAUGAAGGAUAUUGUAAGUUAUGUAAGUGCGGCAUUGUAUAUAACAUUCACAUUCAAGAGUUCGUUUGUUUUUUUUUUUUUUUUGUAACAUCAACUGUAUCAAAUUUAAUAAUAUACAUAUAAUAUUAUUUGGACUUAAAUAUUUAUAGAACUAUAAAAUAAAUGAUAUUGGCAGUCAUGGAUCGUACAUUCGAACAAAAAAAUAUAACAAAUUAUAUUAAGUUGUUGUAAUAAUAUCGGGAUAAAAAUACCUAAUGAAACUCAUUUAUUUAGUUCUAUUAGACAUGUUCAAAACAAUCUUAUAAUUUAUACAAAAACUCUGUUGUUGUUAUUCAUAAAGUAAUAACUUUUGUUAAAAAAAAAUAAAAAGAUAAUGAUAUAUGUAAAAAUACUGUUUGAAAGUAUGAGAAACUAAAUAGGAUUUUGAUUCCUUGUAGCAAUGUUGCCUUAUAUUUGAAAAGACGAUUGCUGGUUAGAUCAAUCAAGGUGUGAAAGAAAGUUGAUGUUUGUAUAGAAGCCUCUGACUGAUCAACCAUAGUCUUCCGCUUGUUAUGUAUGUGUUUUCUAUUGAUAUACACAUUUUAAAUAAAUAUUAAUAAUUGAA
Messenger RNA from Vespa velutina, 12549 nucleotides. RefSeq lists its product as uncharacterized. Gene Ontology annotation, molecular function: protein serine/threonine kinase activity; tau-protein kinase activity; ATP binding. Gene Ontology annotation, cellular component: cytoplasm. NCBI's taxonomy places the organism in Eukaryota, Metazoa, Arthropoda, Insecta, Hymenoptera, Vespidae. Bases 3038 to 10897 code for a protein of 2619 amino acids. The record is from RefSeq and is a predicted model, not a curated record. The transcript has 12 exons. Gene Ontology annotation, biological process: intracellular signal transduction; microtubule cytoskeleton organization; protein phosphorylation.